GAGAGAGAGAGAGAGAGAGAAAGUGAAAGAAACGGCGCCGUUACUCGACAUAUCACAACAGCAGGAAUAAAACCGACGCCGUUAAAAAGGGAAGGCAGGUUUUCGUUUCGCAGUUCGCUGGACAGAGAGUUGCGAAGCGAGACAGAGUAGUCUCUCUGCGCCUCGCCUGCUCUGUUAGUUCUACCACUCCCUGUAUACUGUGCCCGUAUACAUAAACGUAUAUCUCCAGCAAUCAAAUGGAAGCGAUAAGCCCGUCGAUUGUGGAUUCCGGUAAUCUCCCGAUAAGAAAUUCCGAUGCCGAAGCAGAGGGUUUCAAGCAUAGCGUGGAUGAAAUUCUUCAAAAAGUUGAUAAAUUGGAGCAAAGAGUGAACGAGGUCGAGCAGUUUUACUUGAAGAAUACAAGUAAAAAGCAGCAGAGUGGUUCUUCGAAAGGUGGAAGCUCCACUGUGAAAGAUAAAGAUAAAGAGAGGCAUAUUCCUAGUAUUAGGAAACAGCAGCAAGAUGCAUCGAAACGAGAGGCAGCUGCUGCUAAGAGAAUGCAAGAGCUUAUGCGCCAAUUCGGUACAAUAUUGCGUCAAAUUACACAGCACAAAUGGGCGUGGCCUUUUAUGCAACCUGUGGAUGUCAAAGGUCUUGGUUUGCAUGACUAUUAUGAGGUUAUCGACAAGCCCAUGGAUUUCAGUACAAUUAAAAAUCAAAUGGAGGCCAAGGAUGGCACAGGAUACAAGAGUGUAAGGGAGAUAUGUGCUGAUGUGAGGUUAGUGUUUAAGAAUGCAAUGAAAUAUAAUGAUGAAAGAAGUGAUGUUCAUGUUAUGGCCAAAACAUUGCUGGGAAAAUUUGAGGAGAAAUGGCUACAGUUUCUGCCUAAAGUCACCGAAGAGGAGAAAAGAAGAGAGGAGGAGGAAGCGGAGGCUCAAUUGGAUAUGCAGCUUGCUCAGGAGGCUGCUCAUGCUAAAAUGGCUCGUGAUUUGGGUAAUGAGCUUUAUGAGGUUGAUAUGCAUCUGGAAGAGCUUCGAGAAAUGGUCGUUCAAAAGUGCAGAAAGAUGUCUACCGAAGAGAAAAGAAAGCUUGGGGCAGCUCUUACAAGGCUAUCUCCUGAAGACCUGACCAAAGCAUUGGAGAUUGUUGCUCAGAAUAAUCCAGGCUUUCAAGCAACUGCUGAAGAGGUGGACCUUGACAUCGAUGCACAGAGCGAAACCACCUUAUGGAGGCUAAAGUUUUUUGUGAAGGACGCGCUGGAAGUCCAGGGAAAAAGUGCAGCCAGCGCAGGUGGCCGAAACAACACCACCACCCCUAGCAAUAAUAACAAUAACAACAACAAACGUAAAAGAGAGAUUUGCGAUGCUAUUGCCAAAACUGCCAAGAAAAGGAGUAAAAAGCCCUCCUCUUGAUCUUAUUGUACCGUAGAUAAGUGCUGUUAUGGAUUCUGGUAAGCUUUCAUCUUGAUUGCCUUUUCUCAUGGAACAUUUUAGUGGGAAGUGAUUCUUGCCAUCAGAAAACGAGCCUGACAAGUAUUGGGGGGAGAAAGCACGUAUCUUGACUUGUCUCUUGGUGAGUGAUAUUUAUCUUCUGUGAGAAGCUGGUUGCGACCAAAGCCAUUCUAAUGUGCAGCCGUUUCCAAUUUUCCCAAAAAAAGAAAAAGCCAGAUUCAAGUGUUGUUUCAUUUCUUGCAAUGUAAAUCUCAUCACUUGUACCGCUACGAUUUUGUAAGAUGUAUGAGUGAUUCUCUUGCUUGGUGUAGAACAGAAAGAUGGAACUUGAGUUUUCUAAACUUGUCAUCUGGGAGCAACUGGAAGUUUUCUGGCGGCAAUGUUUAUUUUUUUUUGGGUUCUGCUAGACCCCUUUUUUCUUUGCCA
Populus nigra (black poplar) is the source of this 1856-nucleotide messenger RNA. Its product is annotated as transcription factor GTE6-like. The record is from RefSeq and is a predicted model, not a curated record. Lineage: Eukaryota; Viridiplantae; Streptophyta; Magnoliopsida; Malpighiales; Salicaceae. Gene Ontology annotation, molecular function: protein binding. The transcript is spliced from 9 exons. Bases 237 to 1391 code for a protein of 384 amino acids.